AUGUCCCCAGUCACAGCGACAGCACACGCAAAGGUUCCUUCUGUAGGUGGUGGCGCUUUCAAGGAUCGAGAUUUGGCCAAUAGAGCACUUGAAAGCGAGGAGAGGUUGCGAGAGUUGAUGGGCAUGUUGCAUGAAGCCGUACAAUCGUUAGCACAAGAGCUUGAAGCUGAUGAUGAGGAUGAAUGGGAGGAUGUCGGCGAUGAUGACGAGGAGUUGGAGUAUGUCGACGAUGAGAAUGAUUGGGAAGAUAUCGACGAUGAAGAGGAUGACGAAGAGUUGGAGGAUGAUGAGAAUGAGGAUGGUGGGGAAGAUAUCGAUGAUGACGAUGACUCCUUAGACUUCUCAGACCCCUCACGCUCCCCAGACCCCUCACACUCCUCACACCCCUCCUCCAACUCCUCCGUAGAGAACCUACUCGUAAAAUGGUAUCACAAGGACGAUGUAACAGCACUUGUCAAGACCUUGAUCGAAUCGGCCCAGGCAUCUUAUGCGCAGCAGGAGGAGUUUUGGAAGGAUAGGCGCAUAGUUCAGGAGUGGUUUGGAGGUAUAGAUAGGUGA
Messenger RNA from Alternaria viburni, 558 nucleotides. RefSeq lists its product as uncharacterized. The record is from RefSeq and is a predicted model, not a curated record. The transcript is spliced from 2 exons. NCBI's taxonomy places the organism in Eukaryota, Fungi, Ascomycota, Dothideomycetes, Pleosporales, Pleosporaceae. The coding region runs from base 1 to 558 and encodes 185 amino acids.